AUGAGCAGGGCCGCUCUCUUGUCUAUUCGAUACUUCCUCUUCGGUCUGCUUGUCGUCUCGGAUGCUGUUCUCUGCAGCGUCGGCGUGUGGAACCUCAGCCUAGCUCAGGCAGCCGGCUCGACUCCGCAAGUGGACGUCUAUGUGAUUAUCUUGGGCGCUCUUGGUCUCCUGGCGAUGCUUCCCCUGUUGUUCGUUGAUGCACUGUGGAAGUAUGCACUCACUGGACGUGUAUGGUUCGAGUGCGCUUGGGUCGGUUUACAGGGGGCGCUUCAUCUCGGUGCCGCUGCUGUUACCGCACUUUUGCCGAACGUUAUGUGUAAGGACAAUGUGAGAUCUGCAUUCGAUUCGUGUACCUCUACGAGAGUGCUUCAAGGAUUCUCAUGGCUUUGCACCUUAUUCUUAUUUCUAUAUCUUGCCAUACUCCUCAGCUCCGCACUCGUACACUACAAGUUCGACGAUACGAUAUGGCACGCGUCCGUGCGUCGGUAUGAUUGGUAUCGUCACGAGAAAAUACCCGCCUCGCCCACCAUCCCGCAGCUUCCUAAACUUCGAACCUCUCUUGUCGCCCCUCAACCACGUCGACCCGUCAUGCUCAGCACCCAAUCCGCCCUGGACGCGCGAUAUACGGUGGAGCACUUGAGCCCGAACGCCACGUCGGUAUUCAGCCAUGAGCGCCCGGUGCCACCUGUUCCUGCCGCCCCUCCAGCGCAGAGUGUCAUGCAGGAGACACGACAGCUUGAAGUAUCCAAUGAGUUGUCGAUGCCUUCGCUGUACCCAAAACAUCUCGCGUCCGCUUGGACUUUCCCUCAAUCCUCCUCCACCUCCCUCUCGCCUCCAAAACCAACCAUCUCCCGGUCACAACCGGGUCUCUCGUCUUCGUCGUUUUCCGUACCUCCUCACACAGAACUACAACCGACACUAUCACACCCACAAAACGAACCACCUCCACUCGGACAAUGGCCCCGGAAGGAUAUCAUGAAGCAGCCCGCGCUCCCACCGAAAACUCCACCAAAACGCACAACGCCACGCAAACCACCACCGUCUGCAUUCACGCUCGUACCUCAGACGCCUCCUUCGCCUACAUCUGUGCCUCCACCUGCAGCGUCUGCGUCUGCAUCUCUCUCACCUGCACUGGUGACGCCCCCCGUGCGGCGAUCCAUCGACUCUGACCGGUCUUUCGAUUCCGUGCAGAGUUCGCCGGGGACGAGAUUGGGCGUGAGGCCUUCGGGACCGAGGAGGAGGAGUUCUGAUCUGAGGAGACCUGCGCCGUUGGAUCUGUCGAGGUUGAGUAAUGGACGGACGUGA
This is a messenger RNA of Stereum hirsutum FP-91666 SS1, 1305 nucleotides long. RefSeq lists its product as uncharacterized. Bases 1 to 1305 code for a protein of 434 amino acids. The record is from RefSeq and is a predicted model, not a curated record. NCBI's taxonomy places the organism in Eukaryota, Fungi, Basidiomycota, Agaricomycetes, Russulales, Stereaceae. The transcript has 7 exons.